Molecule: messenger RNA, 2834 nt
Organism: Pseudoliparis swirei
Lineage: Eukaryota; Metazoa; Chordata; Actinopteri; Perciformes; Liparidae
Gene: epas1a
Product: endothelial PAS domain protein 1a
Exons: 9
Coding region: 1-1131 (376 amino acids)
Biological process (GO): cellular response to hypoxia; regulation of transcription by RNA polymerase II
Molecular function (GO): RNA polymerase II transcription regulatory region sequence-specific DNA binding; protein dimerization activity; DNA-binding transcription factor activity, RNA polymerase II-specific
Source: RefSeq, a predicted model, not a curated record
AUGACAGCCGACAAGGAGAAGAGAAGGGCGAUCAGCCGCGAGGCUGCCAGACGGAGGCGCCGGGUGGAGUCUGAGGUGUUUGAAGAUUUGUCUCGCCUCCUGCCGCUCCCACCGUCUGUCCAAGCUCACCUGGACAAGCCCUCAGUGAUUCGCCUCACCCUCAGCUACAUACGCAUGCACACUCUGCUCAAAGGGGAGGCUUGGACAAAAGCACAGGCUAGACACAGAGUAAAAUGUGGACGCGUGAUGAACGGUGGAGAGGAACCUCGCGAGCAUGACGGAGGACGUGAGGAAGAGGAGGAAGAGGAGAAAGAAACAGAGGAAAUGGAGGCCUCGGAGGAGACAAACCUCUACCUGAGGAUCCUGGAGGGAUUUCUGAUUGUCCUGUCCACUGAGGGAGACAUGAUCUACCUGUCUGAAAAUGUCAGCAAGUACAUGGGCUUGACACAGAAUGAGCUGAUGGGACACAAUAUUUUCGAGUUUACUCACCCUUGUGACCAUGAAGAAAUCAGAAAUAGUCUACUUCUAACACCAGAGGACGUUUGGUACGGUGCAAAGAGGGACUUGGUCCUGAGGAUAAAAAGCGCUCUGACACCCAGAGGAAGAAGCACCAACCUCAAGUCAGCUACGUGGAAGGUUCUCCACUGCCAGGGCCGGGUAAAGGUGUGUGUCGCCCCGUCUUCAGUGUCCUGCCUGUUGCUGACCUGCCAGCCUCUGCCCCUCUCACACACACUCCUCAGCACACACACCUUCACCAGCCAGCACAGCAUGGACAUGAGGUUCACGUACAGUGACCAGAGAAUUACUCUGCUUUUAGGUUUCAGUACUGAGGAGCUGCUUGGCCGUUCCAUCUAUGAUCUUUGUCACGCAAUGGACAUAAACCAUUUGACCAAGAAUCAUCUCAACUUGUGUUUUAAGAGUCAGUCGGUCAGCGGUCAGUACCGGAUGCUGGUGAGAAGUGGAGGUUACGUUUGGGUGGAGACUCACAGCGCCGUCAUCCCCGGCUGCCGACCGUCCAAGUCCAGACCUGACGCCAACCAGCCACUCUGCAUCCUCUGCGUGACCUAUGUCCUCAGCGGAGUGGAGGAGCCGUCCUUGCAGCUCUCCGUAGACCAGAUCGUGCACAUUUGAGCCGAAUGAAGAACAGUCUGCAUUCUCCAAGAAACAACAACACUGUUCUCUUGCCACUUCUGUUCAUGAUGAAACUUUUAUGAGAUAGGCAACGUUCUUCUUUCUUGUUUUUGUCAACCACUGAUGUUUCUGUUUAGUAUUCGGAUAACGCUUCGAAUAUUUGGACUGUCUGAAUUAUUGAGAAAUUAUACAUUUUAAGCCGGUUAACUAGGCCUCAAAGUCAAAGUUUUGCAUUUUUGCUUCAGUCGCACAACUUCUGUCUUCCCUAUUCGACAAUUGAAAGCUUUAUGUGUAGACUGUGGUGGACAGACAGUUGAGAGCGUUGUGAGAGUUGAAAUAUGUCUCUGACAGCAAGCAGCAUGACCUUUUCCUGACCUCUCUGGGCCUGAACUUGCUUCCUGUGAGGUUUCCUUCUGGGCCGCCUGACACGUGGGGGGACAUCUGACUGCCAAACAUAAUGCACACACACACACACACACACACACGAUUGAUAUACAAGAUACGCAUUGUGCUGAUAAGGAGAUGUGAGCAGACGCAAGUCAAAGCCACAGCUUCCUGAAAGAGACCCUCAAUAGGAAAGUUCUCGUGGGAACUCUUUAAACUUUUUACCUUUCGGCUUCAGAAUACAUACACACACACACACACACACACACACACACACACACACACACACACACACACACACACUCACAACCUUUUUUCAAGUUUCAGUUGUGGUAGUUUUACUGAUGUGAAUCUGAAUUGAAAAAAGGAAGAAAGGAAAUGCAUGAUGACAAUAAUUAUGACGAGAAAACAGUUCAGAGCUAAAAGUACAAUAUUACGUUACAUUAUGGUUUUUGCAUUCCAACAAUCAAUCAUCUCAGCCAUUGUUGAGAAAACACAAUCCUUUACCAAAAAUAAACACAUUUACGGUACUUUUGCUAUACUUUUGACUUCUACUCAGAUUCAGAGAGAAAGGUAGAACUUUUUACUAAACUACAUUUAUGUGAUGCAAUUACAAGUAACUCUACAGACCUAAAACAUAUGAUGAGCUCAUGAAUUAUGAUGCAUUAUUAAAGAACGACAGACAGAUAUGCUCUGAAUAUAUAUAUAUAUAUAUAUUGAGCAACUUUAAGUACAUUUUGAUUUCAGAAAAUACUUAUAUACUUGUAUUUAAUUGACAUUAUUAAUGCAGGAAUUUUUACUUAUCACUUUUUAGGACCUGAAUUUUUCCCACCCACGAUCAGAUGGUGAACAAACAAAUAAAACUGAGCUCUGAAUUACCAAAUCAAACCUUACCGAGUGACUCCUUUGCUUUUCUAAUGUGCAUAUUGAUUUAGCGCUAUAUAUUCAUAUCAAAGAGCUUUUCAAUCUGCACAGCAAACAACUUCCUCUAUUCUAAGGGCGAAUUUAAAUGAAAAGCUUCUGUUAUUACUUUGGGUCUCUGUAACCUUUUCUAAUAAUAUGUUGACUAUAUCCAGGGCCUGUUGUGAGACACUUAAACAAUGGGUAAACAAGAUAUCUACUUUGUUUUUGUUGUUGUUGUUUUUUACAUCAACUGGAGGCAAGUCAUUUCUUAUUAAAGUCAUUUAUUUUCUACUCUGGUGUUCUGAGGACAUGGUAAACUGUCUUUGCAAACCUUUAUAAACGUGUAUUUUAUAGACAGGUUCAAAUUACUAUACAAUUUGGGAUCAUUUUUAUUGGUGAAUUGGUUGCUUUUUUAU